UAUCUCCGCCGGUAUCUCUUCGCGCGAUCGUCUAAUAACUGGGCGGUUGUGCUAAAACCCCGACAUUCUUCUCAAAAUAUCGGAGUAGGGUUUUUGGCUUCUCCCCUUCGGAUUUUUCGGCCUCUCUUCCUUCUUUCUUCCUCCAUUAGAACCAGCCGAGCUAGGUUUUCUCUUCCAUCACCUCUCCCUACUCUCCCCCUAAAAUGCCAUGAAAUUACCAAAAACCACACCCUCCUCCUCCCCAGAUGCAUCGACAUCUCUCCAUCCUCGGCCGCAGAAUUCUCAUCGACAUCCCCUCCAAAUUCCCCCCUUCUCCAUUUAAACCCUCGAAUCCCCCAAUCAUUUUCAAAAAUGCCACUCUCAUCCUCUCUCGCUUCCUCUACACGUCGCCGCCCUCGCCUCCACCGCGUCAAAUCCCAGCCUUUGCUGCCUCAUCGUCUGAUGACCCCACAACCCUCCUCAGAGAAGACGGCAUCGCCGUCUGCUCAUCAAUUUGGAUCGACAGCUUCCGAGAACCGGAUAAGACCGUUACAAACCUCACCACCCAUCUCCGCCGCUUCGAGCUCUGGGUCGUUGCCUACCAGAAGGUCUGCAUCGAUGAGCUGGGGUCUUACAUGCCCCGCAGUGCGAUCCAACGGUCUGCACUCGAUGAUCUCCUGGCCCUCCGCAACGCUGUCCUCGAUGCCAGGUUCAAGUGGGGCGCCCGGCUGGAUUUCUUCAUCCGGUCGCCCAAGGACAAGACCGACCUCGAGUCGCUCUCGAAGCGGAAAAUCCGUGCCCUGUUGACGACCACGCAGCCUACCGCGUUCCAGGAUCGGAUUGUCCAGGAAGUCCUGCUUAUGAUCUUGGAGCCCGUCUAUGAGGCCCGGUUCUCGCAGAAGUCAUUUGCAUUCCGGCCCGGGCGGAAUGCACACACGGUUCUCCGAGUAGUUCGGCGGAGCUUUGCAGGGUAUUUGUGGUAUAUAAAGGGGGAUUUGAGUACAAUUCUCGACGGUGUGAAGGUUGGUAUGGUGAUCAAUGCCCUCCUGCGGGAUGUCCGUGAUAAGAAGGUGGUUGAUCUGAUCAAAUCGGCAUUGGUUACGCCUGUGAUCACGAGCCAGGUUGUGGAAGAGAAGAAGAAGAAGAGGAAGUAUCAGAAGAAGCGGGUGCUGGCGGAGGACGAGCCAAAGCCCGACCCCUAUUGGCUGGAGGCGUUCUUCGGGUUCGCCCCGGAAGAGGCGGAGAAGCUCCCGUCAUGGGGGCACUGUGGGAUUCUGAGUCCUCUUCUUGCGAAUGUUUGCCUCGAUGAAUUGGACCGUUGGAUGGAAGGGAAGAUCAAGGAUUUCUAUCAGCCUUCAAAGACAGAUGUGAUUUGGAAUGGUCCAGAAGGGGAGAACGAACAGGGGAACACAUCAUGGCCGGAGUUUGUCCCGACAAGCGGGCCGGACAAGACCCGGAAGAUGGAUUACAUCCGUUACGGCGGGCAUAUUCUGAUAGGGGUGAGGGGUCCACGUGCCGAUGCAGCGACGCUGAGGAAGCAGCUUAUUGAGUUCUGUGAGCAGAAGUAUCUGCUCAAGCUCGACAAUGAGAGUCUUCCAAUCGAGCACAUAACAAAGGGCAUCAUGUUUCUGGACCACGUCUUGUGCCGGCGGGUCGUCUAUCCGACUCUUCGGUACACCGCUACGGGCGGGAAGAUCAUUAGUGAGAAAGGCGUUGGCACCCUUCUUUCUGUAACUGCGAGCUUGAAGCAAUGCAUUAGGCAAUUUAGAAAGCUGCAAUUCCUCAAGGGGGACCGGGAUCCAGACCCACAGCCUUGUUUCCGGAUGUUCCAUGCGACGCAGGCUCACACCAACACGCAGAUGAACAAGUUGCUGUCGACGAUGGUCGAGUGGUACAGAUAUGCUGACAACCGUAAGAAAGUCGUGAAUUUCUGCUCGUACAUCAUAAGGGGGUCUCUGGCAAAGCUGUAUGCCGCCAAGUACAAGCUCCGCUCACGGGCAAAGGUUUACAAGAUUGCAUCACGGAAUCUCAGCCGCCCAUUGAAGGAGAAGAAGGGGCAGUCGCCCGAGUACCAUAAUCUUUUGAGGAUGGGUCUUGUGGAUUCAAUUGAUGGUCUGCAGUACACGCGGAUGUCUCUUGUACCCGAGACCGACUACAGCCCUUUCCCGAGCGGGUGGAGGCCUGAUCAUGAGAAGGUUUUGCUCGAAUAUAUAAGGCUUCAGGAUCCGAAGAUGUUGGAGCAGCAGCGACAAUGCCUUAAAGAAGAGGGUCUUAUUACACCGCAGGAUUACAUUUCGAUGCUUGUUUGGAACUACAAAAGAAACGGGGUUUUUGCAGAUCAGCCGCCCCCCGCUGAGGGAAAUAAUGUCGAGAGAGCGAAAGAGCUCCUGUUGGGAUUGAGUGAGGACAACACCAAAAGCAGGGCCAGAGAUGAUGAAGAAAAUGGAGAGGGCGGCAUUGUGCGGGCCGCACAGAUGUGAGAUAAGUACAUUUUUGUGUUCUGAAUUGUGUCCGCUAUUUGUACUGUGAUGGCAGGAGAAAAGGCAGAAGGUAAUCUCUUUACUGGCCGCCUGAUAGACAAACCUUAGAAUCUACCUGCUAAUGAAUCCAGGGGGGCUUGUAAAAUUUUAGCAAAUGUAUGCUAAUGGAGACUUGCUGCCAUUUCAGCAAUGCCAUCUGCCCAUUCAAAAAUAUCUAGUCUCUAAAACACAACAUCCUUUAUUUGCUUGUAUAGCAUGAAGCGAAGUGGCAACAGAUUUGGGUGUGGGAGCAUGGAAGCGUCUAUUUUGAAAUGUUAUAAAGCAUAGAAGGCUAGGAUGUGGGAACAACAGUGUUAGCUUGAAUUGUGAUUCCAAACGGGAGCAGAACCUGGUUGGAGGGAUACUGCAAAAUUUCUGCUUAAAGCCUCCCAAGAGAUAUAGACUCUUCAAUAGGGCUAGUCUGCGUCUGGACAACUCAUCAUAGAUGAGAUUGCUAGUGCAGAUUUCAGCAUGACUGUGACCAAGUUGAGUUUGGAGCUAGGCCGGGUGUUUUCUUGAUGAGCUGUUGGUAUGUGAACUUGAAUCGAGACAUAGCUGCGCAUGGAUUGCUAACAGCCAACUGCUGUAGAGCCAAUUCGGGGCAGAGUUGUUACAUGGGCCUACUUGACUGGUAACGUGUUAUUGUACUGUGACAUUUCAGUUUUUUAAAAAAAUGGUAUUUGAUGUCUGGUUUGCUGUAGUAGGAGAAAAUUUUAGCCAUUUGCAUCAAUCUUAAACUUCCUUCUUAUUUGCAUCAA
Molecule: messenger RNA, 3256 nt
Organism: Magnolia sinica
Lineage: Eukaryota; Viridiplantae; Streptophyta; Magnoliopsida; Magnoliales; Magnoliaceae
Product: nuclear intron maturase 2, mitochondrial
Exons: 2
Coding region: 246-2459 (737 amino acids)
Biological process (GO): mRNA processing
Source: RefSeq, a predicted model, not a curated record